Molecule: messenger RNA, 1700 nt
Organism: Labrus bergylta (ballan wrasse)
Lineage: Eukaryota; Metazoa; Chordata; Actinopteri; Labriformes; Labridae
Product: CD209 antigen-like protein E
Molecular function (GO): signaling receptor activity
Source: RefSeq, a predicted model, not a curated record
CCCAAAUGAGUUUUCAGCGAUCAAACAGCCCACAUUGCAGAGCAGACCCUCUAGUAAUCAGCUGGAAUCACCCCUGUGAGCGAUGGAGGAAAUAAGUGUUGAAUCUGAAUGUCCUUGGACAUCUCACAGAAGUCCCAGAAGCUCACAGAGGAGAUUUCACAGAGCUGUUGAUUGGUUUCUGGUGCCCCUGAGUUUUCUCUUUCUGGCUGGUAUCCUCGGCCUCACCCUCCACUGCCACGACUUGGUUCGUCAUUCAUCGACAGAAGGCAAUCUUACCGAGCGUCUCAAGGACAGAGAGAACCAGCUGUCCUCCCUGACUGAACAGAGAGACCUGCUGAAUGCCAACCUCACUGAAAUGACUAAAGAGCUGGAAAGACUUCAGAGAUUGUUCAACCAGAAGAACAUUUGCACUGAGGGAUGGAAGUUUUUUCGUCGUUCCUGUUAUCUCUUCUCAACACAGGCUAAGACUUGGGAAGAAAGCAGACAAGACUGUAGAAACAGAGGAGCAGAUCUGGUGAUCGUGGACAGUAUUGAAGAGCAGGAAUUCAUCACGGACAACAUCGAGGAUUACAAUUGGAUUGGUUUGAGUGACAGUGACAACGAGGGCAUCUGGAAAUGGACGGAUGGCACUCCGCUGACUCAAGCGUACUGGGCGAGAGGUGAGCCUAAUAACGAUGGUGUGAUUCCUAAAAUUGGCGAAGACUGUGUUCAUCUCUACAAUGACAGGAUAAAAGAAGAAAACUGGAAUGAUGUGAGCUGUAGUUUAUCCAAACGGUGGAUCUGUGAAAAAAAGAGUAGCAGUUAUUGAGUGUUGUCGUCCUCAUUUACACUGUCUAUUAUUCAUAUGCAAAGGCUUAAUGUGCAUCGUUGUAAUUCUUAAAGAUAGAGUGAUAACAAUUAGUGGUUACUCUUUAUUUUACUGUAAACAAACCAUGACAUGAUCAUCAUUAUUAUUUAUUAUUAGUGCUAAUAUGUAUAUUACUUUGUCUUUUUUUGUUGAAUAACAUUUCAUAUGAUAUCAUGGGAUUAGCAUUAAAUCACAUAUGAACACAUACAAAAAAUUCAAAACGUAACUCAAAGUACAAAGGUAAAAAAACAUACAAGAGGGAGAACAAAAUUAAAUGAAGCAUAAAGGUUCAGUCUACUCCUACAUGGGUUAGGGUUAGGGUUAGGGUUAACCCCUGCAAUAAUUCAGAAACAGACUCGUUUAUGGAUCAGACAACCUCUCGUCAGUAAGAACUGAUAAUCAUUCAUCGUACCAAAUUGUUAAUGUGGUCGGAUAUACAUCAAGCCAAACAUGCAGGAUUGAAAGACUGCACACAGCAUGAUACUGAACAUGUUUGACUUUUGACCAGACAUGAAGCUUAUACCAAGAAUACAUAUGUUUGGAUCUAUUAAAUGAUAAUAUGUGCCUACUUGAGUUUUUCCAACAUGUUGCAGAGCAUGUGUCAUCAUAUUUUAUUCUCUAUUUCAGGAAUCACAUUGAAUUUAUGAACUAUCUCAUGUUGGGUUUCAUGGGAACUUUUCUUGCCACUGUAAGUUUUGCUAAAAUGUUGCUAAAAGUGCUACACUCAUGAUGGAUUAACACUGGGUCUUUGUAAUAUAUCAAUGAGUAAGGUCGCUUACCUGCUUUUGCAAAGUGUCUCAAGAUAACAGACACUUGAAUUGCUAUACAAAUAAAGAUUGAUUGAUUGAUCUGA